This is a messenger RNA of Larimichthys crocea (large yellow croaker), 2406 nucleotides long. RefSeq names its product cholesterol 25-hydroxylase like 2 (gene ch25hl2). The transcript has a single exon. Gene Ontology annotation, biological process: lipid biosynthetic process. Gene Ontology annotation, molecular function: oxidoreductase activity; iron ion binding. The record is from RefSeq and is a predicted model, not a curated record. Lineage: Eukaryota; Metazoa; Chordata; Actinopteri; Sciaenidae. The coding region runs from base 153 to 1031 and encodes 292 amino acids.
CAGUCCAAUUUGCUGUUGCUUAACCUAUACGAGGAAGCUGAUUGGAUCCUUCCAUUCGUUUAGAUCUUCUUUUUAUCCUCUCCUGGGGCUUGUUAGAAAAUAAUCCCGUCUCGGAUCGGCCCCUCUUUUGGAGGAGAAACACUGCGUUAGUGAUGAGCACGGGCAGGUUACUCAGAACUGAGGCUUUGUCCUGGAUGUCGGAUGACGACAACGUAACUGGGGUCCAGUCCCGGGGUUUGAUCCUGCAGCCUUUCUGGGACUACCUCCACCAGAACCACCACGAUCUCCUGAGGAGCACUCCCUUCCCCGUGGUGCUCUCCGUCUCUACCUAUUUCUUCUUGGUUGGUUUUUACACCGUGCUGGACCUGCUGGCUCCCACCUGGCCGUGCAUUAACCGUCACAGGCUCCAUCCUGACAAACCUGUCACCUGGCCCAACAUCUGGACUACCCUGGGUGUCACCAUCUACAACCAUGUGCUUUACAUCUUUCCUGCUACAAUCGCCCAGUGGCUGUGGAGGCCACCUACCCCGUUACCCCGGGAGGCACCCACUUUCUGGAGCUUCUUCUUGGGCAUCAUGGGCUGCAUGGUGGUCUUUGACUUCCAGUAUUACCUGUGGCACCUGCUGCACCACCAGGUACCGUGGUUGUAUCGUACGUUUCACGCCGUGCACCACCAGUACAACCAGACUUUCAGCCUCGUCACCCAGUACCUGUCCGGCUGGGAGUUAUUCAGCUUGGGAUUUUGGGCUACGAUAGACCCCAUCCUGCUCCAGUGCCACUGCCUCACAGCAUGGGGCUUCAUGGUCUUCAACAUCUACGUUUCCACCGAGCAACACUGCGGCUACGACUUCCCGUGGGCCCUGCAUAACCUGGUGCCCUUUGGCCUCUGGGGUGGUGCGCCCAAGCAUGACGCUCACCACCAGCGGCCCGGCACUAACUUUGCCCCAUUCUUCUCUCACUGGGACUGGCUUGGGGGAACCCACUCGGUGCCAACACGCUGCAGCGGCAGAGCCAGACAAGAUGAAAUGUAGAAAAGACUAAAGAGCUUGAGUUAAUCUCUCACUGACUCCGUCUCUCUUUUACUCAAACUGCCUCUUUUGUACCUGCUCUCUCUCUCUUCUCUCCUUUGCACACCAGUUUCUCUCCUUCCUGCCUUUUUGAUAUCAUCAUAUCGAUCAGCCUUCCACUAUCUUCCACUGCUCGCUAACCAAAACAUGGAUAUUCUUCACAGUUUAGGAGUUUUGACGAUCUAUCUAACACUUCUGUUAAAUUGUCGGGAAGAAUGAUGUGUACAAUCAUGUUAAUGUAUUCGUGGUGUUGUCUCCUUUUGAGACGUGUUUUGAGCUACCUUGAGGAAAUAAAAGCAAAGAAUAGAAAGCACUUUUCCCUCGAUAGUCGUGUCUUUAUAUGUCACCAAACAGAUCUUUAUGGAGUGUUUUCUGAUGCUGGUGCGAUCUGUCAGAGCGAUUACACACAUAUUAGCACGUACAACAUCCUCCCUCCACUCUCCCUCCUCAGCACUGACCCUCUCACUCUCACGCAUGAAUAGCGGCCUUUUAGCUGCAUCCCAGUAUGAUGCGUGGGCGCAAUACUAAUCUACCAUCCUCUCUCUCUCUCUCUCUCUCUCUCAGACAAAAUGCUCUUACUAGAAGAGUUUUUGAUUCAACUCCUCCCUAAAAAAAGACAAUAUAUUUGUGAUGCACAGUCUGGAAAAUGAAAAUUGAAGAUUUUCAGGAUGUUUUUGCGCUCACAGCUGCAGGGUUACUCGUUAAAAUAUCUUAAUAUGUUGACACCAGGAGAGAUUUCUGAGAGAAUCAACAGAUUUUACACUGAUUUGACUUUUUUUUUUAAAUAAACAGAGUCAUAUAAUAAAAUAGCAAAAUUUCCUCGAAUAAUGUCUAAAUAAAAAUACUGAUAAAGGACCAAACACCUUUAUAGAAAAUGGUGUUUUUAACUUAUAUACUGUAUGUGGCUUUACUUGCAGUUCAACAAACAGAUCAGCAGGGGUCACUUUUUCUCCCAUCAGAGUUUCAAGGCUGCAAACAUGUCAAACAAACAAACUUAUAGUGACACAUUGAUGUCUCUGGUGGAACAACACACACUUUUCCCUUCAUGCAGUGGCCUAUCUAACUACCUGUCAUAUGUAAAUAUGUCAAAAUACAAUGUGUCACACUUCUAUAGUGGUGAUCUCGCCUCACCUUCUUUGUUGACACUCAACUGGGAAAAAUACUGGCAGCCAGAACUGGUCUGACAGGUUUCUGGUUUUACAAGGGAACUGACUGUUUCAACAGCUUGUGGCUUCUUAUUUUAGUAACAUUGCAGGCGUAUCUGUCUGUCUGUCUGUGUGUCUGUCUGUCUUUGGUAGAAUUCCAGCUCUCACGUGUGAAUUAAAUAAACAGACUUUAU